Molecule: messenger RNA, 1894 nt
Organism: Anopheles merus
Lineage: Eukaryota; Metazoa; Arthropoda; Insecta; Diptera; Culicidae
Product: cactin-like
Exons: 2
Coding region: 174-1817 (547 amino acids)
Biological process (GO): mRNA cis splicing, via spliceosome
Cellular component (GO): cytoplasm; spliceosomal complex
Molecular function (GO): protein binding
Source: RefSeq, a predicted model, not a curated record
CAUCUUUCACCUGCAGCCUCGGUGUAUGUAGAAACGCUCCGGAUAAAAUGUUGGUGCUCCUACCGAAAUCUGCCAAAAUAAUCUGGCCACACUGGACAUGACAGCUCUCAAGCGAAUCAACACAGUUUGUUUACAGUUCAACAAGCCACAGCACCCGUGUCGUGAAAAACACAAUGUGGGGUGAACAGAGUGAAAAGUCCGCCCCGUUCGUGUGGAAGAAGAAGCUCGAGAAGCAGGGCCUGAAGGACAUCUCACGGCGCGAGCUCGAGGCACUGAAUAGGAAAACGCAGCUCGAGAAUGUAAUCGAGCUGGAAAAGAUAAAAAAGCGCCGGCUGGAGCGGGAGCACCAGCAGCAGCAGCGGGAAGAUGAUAUGUAUCUGAUGCAGCGCUCGAAGGAGGCGGCCCAGUUUGACGAGUGGCAGCGGCAGGAGGAAACGUUCCAUCUGGAGCAGGCGAAGCUGCGCAGCAAGAUCCGCAUACAGGACGGGCGGGCCAAGCCGAUCGAUCUGCUCGCCCAGUACAUCUCGGAGCAAAACCUGGAGGAAUCGAUCGAGAUGCAGAUGCACGAACCGUACACGUACCUGAACGGGCUGGGGCUGGACGAUCUGGAGGACCUGCUGGUCGACAUCAAGGUGUACAACGAGCUAGAGAAAGGGAAAAAUCUGGACUUUUGGACCGAUCUAACCAUCAUCGUGGACGAUGAAAUUCACAAGCUGCGCAAGGUGGAGGCGGAAAAGCAGCGCAUUGCAGCCGGGCGUCGCGAAGGCAUCCACCAGAGCGUGGCGAAGGAUGUGACGCAGAUUUUUCGAGGCAAAACGGCCCAACAGCUGGAAGACCUCAAGAAGAAGAUUGAGGACAAAAUUGGCAGCCAGCAGGACGGGCUCGACAUUGGCUACUGGGAGAGUUUGCUGUCCCAGCUGAAGGCACACAUGGCACGGGCGAGACUGCGCGACCGGCACCAAGAGAACCUGCGCAGCAAGCUCGAACUACUGAAGCAGGAGCAAGAGCAGCAGGUAAAGAAGGAGGUACAGUCGGAAGAUGAUGAGGCGGGUCCGUCCGGGCUGGGACAAGCGGACGACUCCUCCUCGAGGGACAGUGCGGCAGUCCAGUCCGAAACUGAAGCGGCCGGACCGAGCAAACCCACGCAAGACACCUACGAAUCGGACCUGCUGAACGAGUGCUUCGAGCAGUACAAAAAGGGUGGGUACGAGCCGAAGUACCUGCAACCUGGUGACCUGGAGCCCGGUAUCGAAAUCAUCACCGAAGACAAGGACGAAGAGAUACUGGAUCUGCUGCGACAGAAGGUGCUCGGCAUCAACCAGGACGAGGAGCUGUACUCGCGUGAGGAGAUGCUGCUGCGCAAGGAGGCACGCCGCGGCAUGGACAACGAUGAGGCCGAAUUUUCCGUCGAAACGCGUGUCGAUUCGCAAGUGUACCUGUGGUCGGACAAGUAUCGGCCACGCAAACCACGCUACUUCAAUCGUGUCCACACCGGCUUCGAGUGGAACAAGUACAACCAGACGCAUUACGAUAUGGACAAUCCGCCGCCGAAGAUUGUGCAGGGCUACAAGUUUAACAUCUUCUAUCCGGAUCUGAUCAACAAGAACACGACGCCACAGUACUUCCUGACCCCGUGCUCGGAUAAUGGCGACUUUGCGACGCUGCGCUUCCAUGCUGGGCCACCGUACGAGGACAUUGCGUUUAAGAUUGUGAACCGCGAGUGGGAGUUUAGCUACAAGCGGGGGUUCCGGUGCCAGUUCCAGAACAACAUUUUCCAGCUAUGGUUCCACUUCAAGCGCUACCGGUACCGCCGUUAAGUAGGACGCGUGGUAGAAGGGGGGAUUUUAUGUUGUAUUAUUUAAGUGCGCACGGAAGCAAUUGACUAAUAAAGUAC